Molecule: messenger RNA, 691 nt
Organism: Drosophila nasuta
Lineage: Eukaryota; Metazoa; Arthropoda; Insecta; Diptera; Drosophilidae
Product: integumentary mucin B.1-like
Exons: 2
Coding region: 98-604 (168 amino acids)
Source: RefSeq, a predicted model, not a curated record
AGAGCCAUCAAAUUGUAUUCGUUAUGGCUAAACGAAAGUAGGCGAAUAUAUUAAAGCAUUAGCAAUAUCAUCAUAACAGUCGCGAUUCUUGAUCAAGAUGCGUGUCGCUAAAGUCUUUGUGCUAAGUUUGAUGUGGCUACAGGUCCAAGGACAGGAGCCAGCGCCAGAAACGCCAACUUCGGAAACAACGCCGGCUACUUCGGAAACUUCGGAAACAACGCCGACGCCUUCGCCCUCUUCGACAAUUUCGGAAACAACGCCAGCAACUUCGGAAACUUCGGAAAUAUCGCCGAAAACUUCGGAAACAUCGCCGACAACUUCGGAAACUUCGGAAACAUGCGAUAGUUCUUUCAAGGUAGGCGAAGAACUGCGCGAUACUCACUUUAUUGCGGCCAUCGUGAAUAGUGUGAUGGACAAACUGAGGUCCAACAAUAUCAAUGAAGAACUGCUGGCCAAGGUCCCCACGAUUAUUGGUGGCAAUCUUUACUGCGAUGGCAAUCUACCCGAUACAAUAGAUAUUCUUUUGGCCUACUUAUACGACAAAGUCGAUCGUGAUUGCUUCAAGAUAACAGGAUAUCAAAGUGUUUAUAUCAAAAUGGAGUAAGUUGACAAUAAAUGCAAAUGAAUAAGAAAUAAUUUAAAGAAUUGCAAAUCAAAUAAAGUAAUCGUGUUAAUGAAAAUAUCAAGAAUU